AUCAUCACUUCAUCCAUCGUCCAUCGGAUGGAGCAGAGACCUGGAGGUGAUCCUGUGAUUCAAACAGUUGCUCCUGGACUUCAUGUGCUUUCAAAUGGUGCAAUUGAUUCCCCAUGGCCAAAGGCACUGCAUUUAGGACAGAGUUUCAAAAAAUAUCUGGAAACAAAUGAUGAUUCGGAAGUCUCUUUAAAACAAAUGGUGGAAGAGUUGAUGAUGGAUACAAUCAAAACUGAUAAGUCUUUGGUACCUGAUACUGGUGUUGAUCCUGAAUGGGAGUACAAGUUAGGUUCUAUUUUCAUUGACACUGCAAAAGGACAGGCACGAUAUGGAACACGAAGCAUGGUGGUGCUAGCAGUAAAAUUGGAUGGUGGGGUAACAUUCUUCAAGAGGUAUUUGGAGAACAGCUCGUGGAAGGAGAAUAUCAUUCAGUUUCAGAUGGAGAAGGCACAACAUGACUUGAGAGGAACUUUAGAAUAACGGCAAAGACUGAUCGGUUGCUUAUUCUUUUGCUAUUGCUUAUUUCUGUUCACUUGUUUGUUAAUUCCUUUAUAGCCGAUACGCCAAAGCAUUUUUGGCGUGUCCAAUAGCCAUGUUUUUCUUAAAAAAAAGGUUUAGCAUGAUGUUUGUUAUAUAUUUUUAUUUUCCGGAUAAUAUACAUGAUGGGCAUGUCUAUUAUGUGAAUAUGUACUAAUGAACAUAGAAAUUUCAUCAGGUUGUUCUCGUCAGCAUCUGAAGGCCAGAAGUACUAUACCUGCAGCUUUCAACUUGAUAACAUUAGCUGAGCGCAAGAUCAAACUUACAUGGUGCCUCUCAGGGCAGUACGAUUAUUUUGGCCAUGGUUAUCAGGAUUGCUACUGCUGCGGGGAUCCAUAUCAGAAACAGAAUUGCUACCUGACAAACAAAGAGUGCUGGUCUAAGUACCCUGCUUGCAACCCUCAAUGCCCAACCCUAGAUGCCUCUUCCAUUGACGAGGAAACCAAGAACAAAGAAAGGAUCAAAUGAAGAAUGGCACCGUACACAAAUCAGAAAUUAAAUCAUAUGGACAUAACAAGUUAUAUUGGCAGGCAGUAAUCCAAACAACGAUGUAUUCAUUAGACAUAUAUUCUUGAAGUUAAUUGCUAUACACUUUCCUUCCAUUUUUGCA
Molecule: messenger RNA, 1144 nt
Organism: Panicum virgatum (switchgrass)
Lineage: Eukaryota; Viridiplantae; Streptophyta; Magnoliopsida; Poales; Poaceae
Product: transport and Golgi organization protein 2 homolog
Exons: 4
Coding region: 28-477 (149 amino acids)
Source: RefSeq, a predicted model, not a curated record